Cylicocyclus nassatus is the source of this 3903-nucleotide messenger RNA. The record is from the annotation of a GenBank genome assembly. Lineage: Eukaryota; Metazoa; Nematoda; Chromadorea; Rhabditida; Strongylidae.
AUGUCGCGAUGUAUGACAGGUUGUAGCCCUCUCAAAAGACGUGCUCCAAUUGUGCAAGUACGACUGAGGAGAAGCAAAAUGCAUCUGCAUUUGCGACACACUCGUGGAUUGGACGCCAAAGGGAGAAUGCAUAUCACAGCUGAUGAAAUGGCUGAAAUAUACCAAAGUUUCCAUGCAGCACUCAACGAAACUUACUGGGAAACAGCUUCCAACCAUAAAAUUUGUACUGAUGUGAUGGAAACAUUGAAGACAACACAUAUUUCGAAGAAGAACGGAAGGUUUCUUCUUCUGUUUACUUCAGCGCUUUCCGAAGCUUAUAGUCAUGCAAAUUACAAUGUUCAAGGAUUACUGUACGAUGACAGGGAUAUUGUGCGAGCCAGUUAUUGGUCAGAUAUCUUAUUGUUCUACAAGGCAGUGAUGACGAAGGCUGAACGAGUGAAUACACAAAGUAAAUGCUGUCAUUUACUGGCUUUACUACUUCACUUUGCCUCAUUAUAUAGCCUCUACAAGGACGUCGCUGAAGAGGAAUUUAUUGUGUUGCUCUACAAACGUGCAGAAAAUUACGUGCUGAACGACCAUCACCGCCAUACCGAAUCUGAAGAAGAACAAAUUCGAGAAUAUCGAGAGGCUAUUGAGACGAUCUACCACUUGAGGGGUGAACGAAGACACUCCAAAUCACAGGUUGUCGAGCAGCAAGUUGCAGUAGAGGAAGCCCCAACACUUGUUCUGGACGAAUCCGAUGUAGUUGGCAUUGCUCCAGCAGUAGAAGCUUCAAAACAGGAAACGGUCCCAUCGAGAGAUGAGCUCUACGCAAUCUAUGAAAAAGCUCUGGCUCGACAUAAAAAUAUAGUAAUGAAGAGGCAGCAGACUCUUCAACAAGAAGACGAUUUAACACAAGAAUCCAUUGCUACCGCUACGGAAAAUUCUGAAGAGGAUGAGUUGGAAGGAGAUGUGAUCCUGCGAGAGAAUUGUUCCGCAGCAGCUCAGCCGCAACCCUCUCUGAUCACCUCUGAAGCUGAGCUCAAACAUGUCAUUGAAAAUUUGAACCCAGUCCAGUUGUCAUCAAAAGCUGAUGUUGAAGAGGAGGAAGUUGAAGCUACCAAUAUAAAAAGCGAACCCAAACUGCGGCCGACUAUGAUCUCUGCUUCCAAACACUGUGCGGAGCGGAGAAAUACCUUAGCCACUUUACCUACAUUGCGGGAAACUCGAAAAGACGGCAUAGUCCUUGAUAAAUUUGACUUCAUCGGAGAAUUUGAGAAGAGAUGCGGAAGAAGAAAAUUUACACAUGGGCAAAAAAUGGAUUUACCUGUUAUUGGUAAACCUCACAAAGCCGACACAAUACAAAGUUAUCGCAGAAAGGGCCUGUUCGAUGAUGUUGAUUAUCGCAGACCUUCUAAUCUACCCGGCUGCGACUCUCAAGAAGACGAAGGCUUAAGAAGAACACACAGUAUAUACACUUGCCAGGAGGAAGAAGAAUUAGCUGACGCUGUGAUUAAGGAGGAUUUACAGAAUAACAACGAUUCACUCGAUUCUUAUUUGACUGAAAAGAUUAUAAGAGCGGUUUUAGCUGAAAAACCUAUACAUAAAGCGAAAGUCGAAAAGUUCGUAAUCCCUGUGAUUCAUUUCCUAGAAAGAUUGUUAUAUAUUUGUGGCAUCUUUGUGAUUUGCUUGUUUGUUCCAUGGUUUAUUGAGUCACUCGGGAUCUUAUAUGAAUACGCUUUUUGCAUUGUACAUGACAACCCCUUGGAUUUGAAAAAUCCCAAUCUUGAUAGAACUCAAGAAGACUUUCUCUACCAUUUUGGAUUUGGAACUGAAUCUUUUAAUAUUGAAAAAGUAUUUGGAGAUACAAAGUUCGUUUGCACUGGUAACUCUGUUACCAAAAUAAAACGCUAUGCUGAACAAUUUGCAAAAGAAUGCCAAAUUCCGUGCACCAACAACCUCUCUAAAAGCGAUUACUUCGUCCUAUACAAAACCGGGAAAGUAGUGUGGGUUAAUCAUGGAAUGGGAAACCCUUCUGUUAGUAUCAUGCUCAAUGAAAUUUUGAAACUCAUGUAUCAUGCAAGAGCAAAAGAUGUCAAAUUCAUUCGCCUGGGAACUGCCGGAGGCAUUGAAGUAGACCCCGGUACGGUUGUCAUUACCAAAAAUACCAUCAAUGGUGAAUUCAAUGAAAAAUAUGUGCAAUGGAUAGCGGGCGAGAGGGUGGAACGUGACACUUCUUUUGACGAAGGCCUCCGAAAAGAUCUGUUAGAAGUGGCUGAGGAGAAAAAUAUUCCUGUUAAAGUUGGAUAUACUAUGUGUUCUGACGACUUUUACGAAGGAUUGAUGCGUCUCGACAGUUUCCUUUGUGAUUACAAAAACGAUGAUAAAGUGGCAUUUUUGGAGACAUUGCAUGACAAAGGAGUAAUAAACACCGACAUGGAAAGCGCAUGCUUUUCGUCAAUAACGUAUCGUGCUGGAUGUAAAGCUGCAGUUGUCACCGUUGCACUUUUGAAUCGUAUGGAGAGCGACCAGAUAAAUUUACAAGGCGAUCAACUCAAGGAAAUGGAAGACCGACCAUUUCGAAAUCCAGCGAGGCCACACCACAAGGGUAGCGCAACACAGGGUACACUGAUGCUCGUUGGCAAAGAUCCCAUGGGUCCUCCGACUACUCGCGCUCGCACUCCGUACAAUCUCAGGGCAGAAGCCCCGACAUCGCCAGAAGCUCCUGGCAAUUUUGCCAGUGCGGUCAUGGGCUUGUUAUCCAAUGUGGGCGACGACGUGUUCGUACCCGGAUGUGACGCCAAGACGCUACGCGACGCCACCGCUCAGGCGUUCACAGAGGCCUGGAAGGACUUCAGAGCGGCGCGUCUGCCUUGGCAAAGCAGGGUGUGUCCUGGAGUGAUGGACUCGAGGAGAAACUGGGAAGCUUGGACGCUGCUCGGCCGCCAACGACCCGGAACUACUCACCUCUGGUUGCUGUUUGCCCCGUCAACUACGACACCUGACUCCGCGAAUGGCAUACUGAUACAGUCGUAUUCAUAUAUCGCCGGCUCUGAAUAUCCUCCUUUUGAUCUGAAAAAUCCCAAUAUUGAUACUUCUCAAGAGGACUUUCUUUAUCAUUUCGGAUUUGGAAGUAAAUCUUUGGAUGUUGAAAAAGUGUUUGGAGAUACAAAGUUCGUCUGCACUGGCGGCUCUGACACAAGGAUGAAACUCUAUGCUGAACAAUUUGCGAAAGAAUGUCACGUCACUUGCACUAAUAAUCUCUCAAAAAGUGACCGUUUCGUUCUGUACAAAAGCGGAAAAGUAGUAUGGGUCAAUCAUGGAAUGGGAAACCCUUCUCUAAGUAUUAUGCUUAACGAAAUUUUGAAACUCAUGUACUAUGCAAAAGCAAAAGACGUUAAAUUCAUUCGUGUGGGAACUUCUGGAGGUGUUGGGGUAGAACCGGGUACUGUGGUCAUUACCAAAAAACCACUUAAUGGUGAAUUGAAUGAAAAAUACGUGCAGUGGAUUGCUGCGGAGAGGGUGGAACGUGAUACGUUUCUCGACGAAGGCCUCCAAAAGGAUCUUAUUGCGGUGGCAAAAGAAAAAAAUAUUCCCGUUGAAGUUGGGUACACCAUGUGUGCUGAUGAAUUCUAUGAAGGACAAAUGCGCCUUGACGGUUUCCUAUGUGAAUACAAAAGCGAUGAUAAAAUGGAAUUUCUGAGAAAAUUACAUGAUAGGGGUGUACGAAACAUCGAAAUGGAGAGCGCCUGCUUUUCGUCAAUGACGUAUCGCGCUGGAUGUAAAGCGGCAGUUGUCUGUGUUACGCUUUUGAAUCGUAUGAAAGGAGAUCAAAUAAAUCUUAAUGCUGAUCAACUCAAAGAGAUUGAAGACCGCCCCUUUAAACUGGUGACUGCUCUCAUGAGGAAACAACUUGGAUACUAA